Molecule: messenger RNA, 1064 nt
Organism: Camellia sinensis
Lineage: Eukaryota; Viridiplantae; Streptophyta; Magnoliopsida; Ericales; Theaceae
Product: Plant invertase/pectin methylesterase inhibitor superfamily protein
Biological process (GO): negative regulation of catalytic activity
Molecular function (GO): enzyme inhibitor activity
Source: RefSeq, a predicted model, not a curated record
CUCAUAUCACACACUCUUCGCUGCCAUUACUUCGCAGCCAAACCAUACCAUACUAUACCAUAGUAAGUAACCAUUUGCAGAGACCAGAGUGGUGAGAAUGGCCACCAUGAACCUCCCUUUCUCUCUCCUCCUCCUGCUCCUCAUUACCUUCCUCUCUCUCUCCUCCCAAACCCACUUCUCCGCCGCCGCCAAGAAACCCAUACCCUCUUCCUCCUCCUCCCAAGACCUAGUCCGAUCAUCAUGCGUCCACGCCAGCUACCCCAGCAUCUGCCUCCGAACCCUCUCUUCGUACUCCGGCGCCGCCAACACCCCAAGAGACCUAGCUCAGGCCGCCGUCAAAGUCAGCCUCUCCAGAGCCCGUAAAGUCUCCGCCUACUUAACCACCGUCAGGGACGGCGUCGGAGCAAGCAAGAGAGAGCAGGCGGCGGUGAGAGAUUGCGUCGAACAGGUGGCGGACUCGGUGAACGAGCUCGGAAAAACGCUGUCGGAGCUCCAGCACCUCCGCGUCGGAACAUUCCGGUGGCAGAUGAGCAACGCCGAGACAUGGGUCAGCGCCGCCUUGACGAAUGAGGACACGUGUCUUGAUGGGUUUAGAGAGAUUGAUGGAAAGGUUAAGUCUGAUGUGAAUAGGAAGAUCACCAAUGUGGCUAGAGUUACUAGUAACGCACUCUACCUCAUCAACCGCCUCGAUCAAUCUAGGCCUUGAAAAUAUUUUACUAUGUGAUUCAAUUUAUAUAUAUAUAUAUAUAUAUAGAUCAAUUUAAAAAGUAAAUAAUAAAAAAGGUAGAAGAGAAUGAGAAGAUUAUGUUGCACUCGUAGUACAACAAUAAUACUCAAACUCAGACAUCGGUCACGGGCCAACCCAUUGUCUUAAUCUAUGUCUAUUAUAGUAUAUAGUUAUGCAGCUCUGUGUGUAAACUUUUUUUGGUCUUUUUUUUGUCUUUCUGCAGCUGUGCAUAUACUACAUAUUAAUGAAUGAAAAGAGUGUUAUAAGGGUCUUCCAAAAUGUAGUACUAUUCUCUUAUUUUCUUUUGACUAAUGCAAUGCACAUAAAAUUUGUACUA